Molecule: messenger RNA, 1020 nt
Organism: Hyaloscypha bicolor E
Lineage: Eukaryota; Fungi; Ascomycota; Leotiomycetes; Helotiales; Hyaloscyphaceae
Exons: 4
Coding region: 60-860 (266 amino acids)
Source: RefSeq, a predicted model, not a curated record
CAUCCCAUCCUAGUCUCUUAUCACCACCCUCACCAUCUCCAGAGCAGUUCCAAUUCAUUAUGCGCGUGACCAUAUUUCAUGCUCUUCGCGAUCAACGAUAUAGCUUCUCGCCCCCACCUUUAUAUCUCUUAUCUCCUCAAUUUCCACUCCUCACCUCCACGAUGGCAGACCAACCCUCGGUCUCAAUCCGCAAAUACAUAAAAUGGGGCGACAACGCAUCAUCAGAACCAACCUCCACGCUCGUCCUCACCAGCCCCCUUAAAAACUUCAUCGACAUCCGCGUCCUCCUUCCCACCUCCCCGAUACUCGACCCCCCACCUCUAGAAUGGGCGUUCGCAGGAACUUCACACUCUACGCCCGCCUCCGCCGAGGGAGAUAAACCAGCACAUACGGUGUGGGAGCAUUGGGUUGAUAGCAAAGUUACCAACGCGGAAGAGGUUAAGGAUGAAGGGGACAUGUUUUUACAGGACAACGGUGAGGUGCUUGAAAGCGGGAAUAUGGUGAACCCGGAGACAGGGAAAGUGGAGAAAUACGAAGAGUGCUGGGUUGAUCUCGAUUUACAGGGGGGGAAAGUGGGAUGGGUGCUCAAGAUGGAGGAUGGAGAGAAGGGGAGUAGGGGAGUUGCUAUUAGGAUUGGGAGGUGGAUAGAAGGGAUAAUUAGACGGGGGGAGAAGGUUACGGUCGCGAGGUGGAAAUACAAGGACGAUGAGGGAGGCCCAGGGUGGAUACAAGAAGUGGCGAUUGGCAGGUUUGAUUAUCCGGAGAGAAUGUUUGGGAAGGACUUAGUGGAGGUCGGUAAAUGUUUUGAGGGGAUAAAGGGGGAGGUUUGGAAGGUUAUGGAGAGUUUUACCUGGAACUGAUGAUCCAAAGAGAGGUAUGUUGGGCGAGAUGUGGAACAUUAAAGAAGAAUGUUUGGAGGGGAGAAGAAGUUGAAGAAUCGUAUAUGAGAAUCACUUCUCCUGCAAAAUAUCACCAACCGACUUGCCCCAGCUUUCAGGUUCAAUCAUCCACUGAAUUAUC